ACGUCAAAAACGAACGUUGUAUUCGAGACACAACGACAACCGUUCUCAGUUAGGCAUCUUUUAUUGGAACGAGGAUUAGGGUUGCUUGUUCUCUCCCUCCCAAUUUGCAUAGGUGGGGGAGUCGCCUAUGAGUAAACUUGGCUUGAAAGGCGAAAUUCCCGAGGCUUUCUCUCCGGAUCAGCUGCGUGCUGACCAGGCCUGUGCAAUGAGGGCUGAAUAUAAAUAUAUAUCCUCGCUGGGUUUAUUUGUUUGAAAUUGGUGCCAUUGCUAGUGAUGCGUGAGCUCCAGAUGUGAGUGGGAAAACGAAACAAUGGUGUUCAUAUCAUGCGGAGAGAACAAGUGUUCAAGACGCUGCUGAAGACGAGCCCUCCAAGGAAUGUCUGAGUCACAGUUCAGUUUUGGUGGUGGUUCCCUUUUGACAUUUCCAAGGGAUCCAGGAAGGAGUGCCUCAAUAUCAUGUGCCAAUUUAGGAUCCUCUCAGUGAACCAUGUUGGGCUACAUCACCCAAUAUUUCAAGCCUCCUGAAUCGAUCUCCACCAGCGAAGUUGAUUCUAGCCUGGUGAAGAAAGUAGUUGAGCCGGAAGCUCCUCAAGACAAUUCUCAAGAGGGAAAGUGUCUAGCUUCCGAUCAGGAAUUGACUUGGGUGAAAAGUGCCUGGCAACUGCCCAAACAGAUCCUAGGCCGUUGGUCGGAAGACUUCAAGGGGACCUUCGUUUUACUUGGUGGAAUUUAAGCGCUGUUACGCUCGUGAUCGGCGUCCUCAUCCCAGCAUGACUUACCCACUUUAUGCUGCUUGCAGACUGGUUUUUGGGACCCUCUACCCUGCCUAUGCGUCAUAUAAGGCUGUGAGGACAAAGAAUGUCAGAGAAUAUGUGAAAUGGAUGAUGUACUGGAUCGUGUUCGCUUUCUUCACUACCUUUGAAUCCAUGGCGGAUCUGUUCAUAGCAUUCUGGUUCCCUUUUUAUUAUGAACUGAAGAUCAUCUUUCUCCUGUGGCUCAUCUCGCCCGUCUCCCGGGGGUCUUUGGGCUCUAGCAUGCUUUACCGGAAACUCAUUCAUCCGAAUCUCAUGAAAAGAGAGGAUGAGAUCGAUCGCAUGAUUGGCAAGCUCCAAGAGCAAGGCUACAACACGGCCAUUCGAUUUGGAAGUCAAGCCUUCCAAUACGUGACCAACUUGGUCAUGACCACUGCUAUCAGAGGUGGAGGUGGUAUUGUCAGCCAAUUGAAGAAGAGCUACAGUCUUACGGAUCUCUCCAACAUGGACGAGGCCGAUUAUGAUCAACACGGCAAGUCGCGGGAUCCCGCCAAUCGAAGCUAUCCAAGGGCCAUAGGAUAUCAUGGACAACCUGAAGACGAUCCUUAUUUUUCCCGUGAACGAUCGGAAUCUCGAGGAAGCGGAUCUCGAAGUCGAGAUAACCCAUACGAGCCGAUGUUCUACUCAGAGUCACCCAUGAGACAUCAUACCAGACGUCAAAUUUCGGAGACCCACGGUGACGCUGCUAGCUCUGGUUAUUCAAGUGGGGCGGAGUUUCUUCCCGUUCAAGAUGAACUCAUGCAUACCGACGACUAUGAGCUCUAUGAUCCUCGACUUCAUUCGAUUAGAUAUCGAACGCCAACCUCUACCCGUCCUUAUGUCCCCUCCCAAUCUGCACCCUUAGGACCUUCCAAUGUGGCCCUGAGAAAUCGACCCAGGCCCAAAAAGCCUCAAGAGGAUACGUUUUCCGAUGGAGAAAACUAUUACGAAGCCACCUCGCGCUUAAGUAACCAGAUCAACCAGCAGAUUUUUCAGCAACCUCAAUCAAGACCCCUUUCAAGAUCUUCGUCCAUAUCCGAUUCCUACUAUCCAUCUGAAGCUGAAACGGAUUGCACGGAUCUCGCAGACCCCAACGAUGAAGAAGAUGAAGAUGAUGAGGACGAGGUGUGGGUUGAGCCUUUCGAGGACCCAGUUAUCACUGGGCAACUGACAUUUCUGGUUGGACCUCAAGCACCUGGACAGAAAACCCCAAUAGGAGAUGAUGAAACCCAAGGAACAUUGAAGAAGAAGGACGAACUUGACGGGGAAAGAACCCCAAUUGGUGGAGACAGAAUGGCCGAUCUGGCUCAAAUUCAGGAUUUGGAGAGGGUGGCCUUGAGGUUGCGAGAGACCAUGGAACAGGCACCACCGCCUGUGCCAAUGAAAUUCAGUCAUUCCUCGGCCAGCCCUUCCACCCGCAGAGAGCCCUUCAUCGAGGAGAGGCCGCUUCCAAGUGUUGCCAUGGGCAGAGAAACCAGAUCCCGCACAGGUUCAAUCUCCUCUCAAAGUGGAUCAAACACUUCAAGCCGUCCCCAAUCCCGAGGCGAACGAAUUCAACGAAAACAAAGAGCCCCUCAACCUCCUAGUGGGGAUCCUGGAUGGGUUAUUCAUCCUAGACCACCUCCGCUUUCCUAUCCUCAACCAGCUGCGUCAAAUUAUGAUGCGGAACAAGAGAAGUUGAUCAGACCUGUCGCCCCCAAAAUGACCUAUCCGGAUCAAACCAGGCCCAAGCUUAGAGAUGUGGAGCUUCAAGGGCCCAUAACGUCAACCCCUGUUCCAUUUUCGUUUCCUCGGAUGUCCACAAGAACCGAGGAACCUCAAUUCCGAGAGGAAGCCGCGGCCUUGUAUCCAAUUCAAGAGAAAUCCUCCCCCAUGCCAAUAGGCUAUCGGCCUACGUCCCCCCGGAAUAUGCCAGGAGCUCCCGCUAUUCAGGGCACUUUGUCCCCGAACCUCGAUCAAAGCGAAAGUGCCUCGGGCUUGUCUGUGAGCCCUUCAAAAUGCCCCCAUUGUACAAUUCACAGUUGGCUGCCGCAUUCGUCAAAUUGCGCCAAGUGGAAAGGAGGCGUCCGUCGAAGACCGUAGAAGCUAGAAUCUGGCCUUAGCGACUGCAGGUCUCCCUCUACGGAACUUUACCCAGAAACUACGCGAAGAAAAUCGGGGGCACCCCACGUCAAAGAGUCCCUCUUAGUCAAGCCCACAUCAAAUAUUAGACCCAAAACCUUGGCCAUGUCCUCAUCCAUGUCCCAAAG
Messenger RNA from Tigriopus californicus, 3040 nucleotides. RefSeq lists its product as uncharacterized. NCBI's taxonomy places the organism in Eukaryota, Metazoa, Arthropoda, Copepoda, Harpacticoida, Harpacticidae. The coding region runs from base 771 to 2873 and encodes 700 amino acids. Gene Ontology annotation, biological process: endoplasmic reticulum tubular network organization. Gene Ontology annotation, cellular component: cytoplasmic microtubule; endoplasmic reticulum tubular network; endoplasmic reticulum membrane. The transcript has 9 exons. The record is from RefSeq and is a predicted model, not a curated record. Gene Ontology annotation, molecular function: microtubule binding.